Molecule: messenger RNA, 1881 nt
Organism: Trichoderma atroviride IMI 206040
Lineage: Eukaryota; Fungi; Ascomycota; Sordariomycetes; Hypocreales; Hypocreaceae
Biological process (GO): reductive iron assimilation; cellular response to iron ion starvation
Cellular component (GO): high-affinity iron permease complex
Molecular function (GO): ferroxidase activity; copper ion binding
Source: RefSeq, a predicted model, not a curated record
AUGAAAAGCUUCACUCGGGCAGCAGCUUUGCUCGCUGCCUCUCUGGGCCUUGCCGGCGCAGCUACUGUCAAUUACGACUUCAACAUCACUUGGGUCACGGCCAAUCCGGACGGAGCAUUCCCGCGUCCCGUCAUUGGUAUCAAUAACCAAUGGCCCAUUCCUCAGAUCGAGGCCAAUAUCGGUGAUCGUGUCGUCAUCAACGUCAACAACCAGCUCGGUAAUCAGUCUACUUCUUUGCAUUUCCACGGCAUUUACCAGAAUGGCUCGACACACAUGGAUGGUCCGGUAGGCGUGUCUCAGUGCCAGAUCCCUCCAGGAUAUUCUUUCACGUACAACUUCACGAUCAACCAGCCGGGCACAUAUUGGUACCACUCUCAUCACAAUGCCCAGUAUCCCGAUGGCCUCCGCGGUCCUCUCAUUGUUCACGACCCCAAGUUUCCUUACCAAAAGGAAGUCGACCAUGAGCUUGUUCUAACUCUGUCAGACUGGUACCAUGAUCAAAUGGCCACUCUUCUCCCAACUUUCCUCACAAAGAACAACCCAACGGGUGCUGAGCCGGUGCCCAAGGCCGUGCUCAUGAAUGAAACCCAAAAUCUGACCAUUUCUGUGGAGCCCAACAAGACUUACAUGUUCCGCGUUCUCAACAUUGGCGCCUUUGCUGGACAGUACGUCUGGAUAGAAGGACACACGAUGCGCAUCAUUGAAGUUGACGGCAUAUACACCGAAGCCGCUGAAGCUGAGAUGGUCUAUAUCGCCGCUGCUCAGCGUGUCAGCUUCCUCCUUACGACCAAGAACGAUACCUCUGCCAACUUUCCCAUCAUCUCUAGCAUGGACACUACUCUGUUUGAUACUUUGCCCGAGGAUCUCAACUACAACGUCACGGGAUGGUUGACAUAUGACUCCAAAGCUAACUUCCCUGACGCCGCCAUCAUCGACGAACUCAACCCUUUUGACGACAUGGACCUUGUGCCGUACGACAAGAUGAAGCUGCUGCCUGAGCCAGACCAGGUCGUGCAGCUCGACAUCAUCAUGGACAAUCUCCGCGACGGAAAGAACUAUGCCUUCUUCGACAACAUCACCUACACUCCGCCCAAGGUGCCUACUCUCUACACGGCCCUCUCCACAGGCGACCUCGCAAACAACCCCGCCGUCUACGGAGAGUUCACCCGCUCCUUUGUUCUGCAAAAGGGCGAAAUCGUCCAGAUUGUCGUCAACAACCUCGACUCUGGCCGUCAUCCCGUCCAUCUCCAUGGUCACGCGUUCCAGGCCAUUCACCGCUCCGAGGAAGAGGCCGGUACGUUUGCGGAUGAGAAUCUCUCCGAGAGCGACUUUAUAAGCGUGCCUAUGCGGAGAGAUACCCUCGUCAUGUGGCCGAAUGGCAAUAUCGUCAUGCGCUUCAAGGCUGAUAAUCCUGGCAUUUGGCUCUUCCACUGUCAUCUUGAGUGGCACGUUGCCUCUGGUCUUCUCGCCACCUUUGUCGAAGCCCCUCUCGACAUCCAGAAGCAGUUGACCAUUCCCGAUGACCACCUCUCUGUCUGCGAUGCUUCCAAGACACUCACAAAGGGCAACGCCGCAGGCAACACCGUCGACUUCUUGGACCUCUCCGGCCAGAACAAGCCUCCUGGCACAAUCCCUAGCGGCUUCACUCCCCGCGGCAUCGUCGCCCUCGUAUUCAGCUGCAUCACCGGCAUCCUUGGUGUCAUCGUCGUCGCCUGGUACGGCCUCUCCACGCCCAUGGAGAUUGUACCACUCGAGGUCUCACACAUUAUCGAAAAGUCUGACGCUGCUCAAACAGCCAGCGGGGUCGCUGGCGGUGCAUUCAAAGACGAAGUGCUGUCGAGCCAUAACGCUAUCGGCGAGGGUUCUUCGUCAAGAAGGUGA